Petromyzon marinus (sea lamprey) is the source of this 9233-nucleotide messenger RNA. NCBI's taxonomy places the organism in Eukaryota, Metazoa, Chordata, Hyperoartia, Petromyzontiformes, Petromyzontidae. The record is from RefSeq and is a predicted model, not a curated record.
UUCCAUCUGCUCCGCCCCCUCUCCCCGCUCCCAUCCCCUUCCCUGCCGUCUCCCAUCUCCCAGCCGAUUCUUCUUUGCAACAACGCCGCCGCCUCCUCCUCCCAGCACCACCGAACCCUACCCCGCCCAGAAGCCCCGGCCGGGUCCGCGGGCUCGCAGAGACGCCGCGAGCGACGCGCGGACACGCAGGGCGGGUGGGGACCGGCCUCUGGAAGGAUUGAAAGGCUUCUCAAGCCUCCCGCCACCGCCACUGCCACCGCGGCCGACUACUGGCUACGUGGCCCAAGAUGGCAGGGGCAUCAGUGAAAGUGGCCGUGCGGGUGCGGCCGUUUAACAACCGGGAGACGAGCCGCGACUCCAAGUGCAUCAUCCAGAUGAUUGGAAAAACCACGACCAUUCUCAAUCCCAAGCAGCCCAAAGAGCCACCAAAGACCUUCAGCUUCGACUACUCGUACUGGUCUCACACCACGCCGGACGACUCGCACUUCGCGUCGCAGGAGCAGGUGUACAAUGACAUCGGGGAGGAGAUGUUGGAGCACGCCUUCGAGGGGUACAAUGUGUGCAUCUUCGCAUAUGGGCAGACGGGCGCCGGGAAGUCCUACACCAUGAUGGGCAAGCAGGAGAAGGGGCAGGAGGGCAUCAUCCCGCAGCUUUGUGAAGACCUCUUCCUCCGCAUAAACGACAAUGGGAACACGGACAUGGCCUACUCUGUGGAGGUGAGCUACAUGGAGAUCUACUGCGAGCGCGUGCGCGACCUGCUCAACCCCAAGAACAAGGGCAACCUGCGCGUGCGGGAACACCCGCUGCUCGGGCCCUAUGUGGAGGACCUGUCAAAGCUGGCUGUUACCUCCUACACGGACAUUGCUGACCUCAUGGACUCCGGCAACAAGGCCAGAACUGUCGCCGCCACCAACAUGAACGAGACCAGUAGCCGUUCGCAUGCCGUCUUCACCAUCAUCUUCACGCAGAAGCGGCACGACGUGGAGACCGACCUGUGCACCGAGAAGGUCAGCAAGAUCAGCCUGGUGGACCUGGCGGGGAGUGAGCGGGCCGACUCCACGGGAGCCAAGGGAACUCGGCUCAAGGAAGGCGCAAACAUUAACAAGUCUCUCACCACGCUGGGCAAGGUGAUCUCCGCCCUGGCCGAAGUGGAUUCUGGACCAAUCAAGCAAAGCAAGAAAAAGAAAAAGAUGGACUUCAUCCCUUACCGGGACUCAGUGCUCACCUGGCUUUUGAGAGAGAACCUGGGAGGGAAUUCCCGCACGGCCAUGGUGGCAGCGCUCAGCCCGGCCGACAUCAACUACGACGAGACGCUCAGCACAUUGAGGUACGCAGACCGAGCCAAGCAGAUCAAGUGCAAUGCGGUGAUCAACGAGGAUCCUAACGCGCGACUCAUCCGCGAGCUCAAGGAGGAGGUGGCGCGGCUCAAGGAGCUGCUGCUGUCCCAGGGCCUAGGCGACAUCGUCGACCUUGACCCCGAGUGCGCGUACAUUGGAAGCGGACCCAAAUACAUGAAAGACGUUGAGAACAAUAACACCGAGGGGCAGGUGGCGGGCGACGCGGGCGACGCUAGCGCCGCCGACAGUGACCGCCCUGAUGCUCUCUCCCCAGCCACGACUGCCCUCGCCUCCUUGGCCGCCUCCACCAAUUCCCCGCUCAUGCUGUGCGGGCAGUUGGGCAUCGGCGGGCCCGGUCUCGUCAACAUCGCCAACGCCGCCGCGGUGACGGCCGCCACCCUGCAGGAGCGCAUCAUGUCUGCGCCGGGCAGCGAGGAGGCCAUCGAGAGGCUAAAGGAAACGGAGAAGAUCAUCGCUGAGCUGAACGUGACUUGGGAAGAAAAACUAAAACGGACGGAGGCUAUCAAGAGCGAGAGGGAGGCCCUGCUAGCGGAGAUGGGGGUGGCUAUCCGCGAGGACGGUGGCACGCUCGGAGUCUUCUCUCCCAAGAAGACCCCACAUCUCGUGAACCUUAACGAGGACCCGCUGAUGUCAGAGUGCCUCCUGUACUACAUUAAAGACGGGAUCACAAGGGUGGGCCGCGACAGCGCCGAGAACCGGCAGGACAUCGUGCUGAGCGGGCCCAAUAUCCGCGAGGAGCACUGCAUCUUCCGCAGCGAGACCAAGAACACGGGUGAAGUGGUAGUGACGAUGGAGCCGUAUGAGGGCGCGGAGACGUACGUCAAUGGGAAGAAUGUCACUGAGCCCAUGGUGCUGCGCUCGGGAACUCGGCUGAUCUUGGGCAAGAGCCAUGUGUUCCGCUUCAACCACCCGGAGCAGGCACGCGCCGAGAGGGAGCGCACCCCUUCAGCCGAGACGCCGUGUGAGCCCGUUGAUUGGUCGUUUGCCCAGCGCGAGCUCCUGGAGAAGCAGGGCAUCGACAUGAAGCAGGAGAUGGAGAAGCGGCUGCAGGAGAUGGAGCUUCAGUACAAGCGGGAGAAGGAGGAGGCUGAUCUUCUCUUGGAGCAGCAAAGACUUGAAUACGAGAACCGCCUGCUUGCGCUGCAGCGGCAGGUGGACACGCACCUGACCGGGGAUCCCCGCGUCGACGACGAGGACGACGACGCGGAGGACGAAGCUCAAUGGACGGAGGGCGAGUUCAACCUGGCGCUGUGGGCCUUCCGCAAGUGGAAGUACCACCAGUUCACAUCCCUGCGCGACCAACUUUGGGGGAACGCCAUCUUCCUCAAGGAGGCCAACGCCAUCAGCGUGGAGUUGAGGAAGAGGGUGCAGUUCCAGUUCGUGCUGCUGACCGACACGGCCUACUCGCCACUCCCCUCCGAGCUGCUGUCUCCGGAGGCGGCGCGCCAACGUGACCGCGACGACGCUGGCGACCGCCCAUUCCCCCGCACCGUGGUGGCCGUGGAGGUGCAGGACUUGAAGAACGGAGCGACGCACUACUGGAGCCUCGACAAGCUCCGGCAGCGGCUGGGCACGAUGCGGGAGAUGUACGACCGCGCCGGGGAGAUAUCGUCCAACGCGUCUGAGGACGGGGAACCCGGCAUGACGGGUCACGACCCCUUCUACGACCGCUUUCCCUGGUUCCGGCUCGUCGGCAGUUCGCCGCUCUUCAGCACGUGUGUGAGCGAGCGGCUGGCCGACCUCACGCCGUCGCCCACCUUCUCGCUGGGCGGGGAGUCCGACAUCACGGAGCUAGCCGACGAGCAGGAGGGCGGCGGCGGCCGCGGUGCCGGCCGCGUUGGCCGCGCCGGCCGCGGCAGCUCCGACUGCGACGGGGACGCUCGCGGCCGCAGGAUCGACGACGAUGACGACGACGAAGAUGAGGAGGCGCUGGAGCUGCUGGACGACGAGGCAUUCGUGGACGACGAGACGACGGGCUCGGAGGCCAGCUCGCUGGACGACGGGCCACUCGACGGGCCGUCGGGGGCCGCCGGCUCAGGCCUGCUGCACGGGGAGCUCGACCCGUUCUACGACCGAUCGCCGUGGUUCAGCCUCCUCGGGAGGGCGUUCGUGUACCUGAGCAACCUGCUUUACCCCGUGCCGCUGGUGCACACCGCCGCCGUGGCUAACGAGCGCGGGGAGGUGAAGGGGUUCCUGCGUGUCGCCGUGCAGGCUAUCACAGCGGACGACGAAGCUCCGGAUUACGGCUCCGGUGUGCGGCAGUCGGGCACGGCCAAGAUAUCGUUUGACGACCAAUAUUUCCGCAAGGGCGACCGCGAGGCCUUCCUGCAGGAGGAGCUGCCGGUGGAGGUGGGCGCCUCGCAGGAGGAGCUGCGUGUGGUGGAGGGGCAGGGUCCCCCGAUGGACACCGACUCCCUGGACGAGGAGGAAAACAACAACAACAACAACGUCGCCAGCAGCCAGUCCGAGUCGGGCAGCGAGCUGGACAGCCCCGCCCGGGUGCUACGUGGGGCGCUGGCGGAGUGUGCCGGCGAGCACCUGGCGCUGGGCAGCACCUUCACGUUCCGCGUGACGGUGCUGCAGGCCUCGGGCAUCCCGCCCGAGUACGCCGACAUCUUCUGCCAGUUCAACUUCCUGCACUGCCACGACGAGGCCUUCUCCACAGAGCCCCUCAAGAACUCGGGACGAGGCCUGCCUCUCGCCUUCUACCACGUCCAGAAUAUUGCCGUGGAAGUGACCAAGUCGUUUGUGGAGUACAUCAAGAGCCAGCCGAUCGUGUUCGAGGUGUUCGGCCACUACCAGCAACACCCCCUGCACAACCAGAGCGGGGAUCUGAGCAGCCCCAUCCCGCCUUCCCGCCGCAACUUCCCGCCGGCAAUGCCGCUCUCCAAGCCAGUGCCGGCCACCAAGCUAAACACGGUGAGCAAGCCCAACACGGGCCAGUGCCACUGCAAGUACGACCUGCUGCUGUGGGUGGAAAUCUCGGAGCUGGAGCCGACUGGGGAGUACAUCCCCGCAUUGGUGGACCACAGCAGUGGCAUCCCCUGCCAUGGAGUCUACCUGCUCCACCAGGGCAUCCAGAGGCGCAUUGUGGUGACCAUCAUCCACGAGACGGAGAGUGAGGUGCAGUGGAAGGAGGUCCGCGAGCUCGUCGUCGGUCGUAUCCGCACGUCGCCCGAGUUCGAGGAGAGCGCCGCCACAGACCCCGGGAUUUUGUCCCUGAACAUCCUCUCCUCCCAGUACAUCUCCCCCGCUGGGGACGACAGGCAAUGUCUUGAUUCCGACAUGCCUAGGACGUUCUUUCGCUUCGAGGCCGUGUGGGACAGCUCGCUGCACAACUCGCUGCAGCUGAACCGUGUCACGCCCUAUGGGGAGAAGAUCUACAUGACCCUGUCAGCCUACCUGGAGAUGGAAAACUGCUCGCAGCCGGCUGUGAUCACGAAGGACUUCUGCAUGGUGUUCUAUGCCCGUGAUGCCAAGAUCACGCCACCGCGCUCCCUACGCAGCCUCUUCGGCAGUGGGUACAGCCGCUCGCCUGACUGUAACCGAGUCACUGGGCUGUACGAGCUGAGCCUCUGCAGACAGGCUGACAAUGGCAGCCCAGGCAUGCAGAGGCGAAGGCGGCGCGUGCUGGACACGUCGGUGGCAUACGUGCGCGGGGAGGAGAACCUCUCGGGCUGGAGGCCGCGGAGCGACAGCCUCAUCCUGGACCACCAGUGGGAGCUGCAGCGCCUGAGCCACCUGGAGGAGGUGGAGAAGACGCGCCACUUCCUGCUGCUGCGCGAGCGCCUGGAGGGCGGCGCCCACAAGCCUCAGGCGGCGGCAGGGGGCGCCGUGGCGGCCGGUGGCUGCGACUCGUUCCUGUCGUCGUCUUCGUCCCCCCUCUCAGCCUCAGCAGGGAUGAUGAGCUCGUCCACCAGCUGCUCGUCGCACAUCUCUUCGUCGGCCGAGGAGGCCGCCACGCCCUCGCUGGACACGCCCACGCCCAGCGAGAGCAGCGGCUACGCCUCGCCGCUAACGCAGACGCUGCUGGAGCGCGAGAAGCAGCUCGCCGCCAAGUGUCUGCGAAUUCUGACCCACACCUUCAACCGAGAGUUCAGCCAGGUGUUCAACAGUGUCAGUGAUAACAAGCUGUCGGAGACGGCGUCCACCCUCACGCGGGACCUCUCCAUCUCGGAUAUCAGCAGCACGACUAUCACCCCCUCCUCCACCUGCCCUUCCCUGGCGGACACGCGCUACAGCUCCAUGGACCAGCGGACCCCGGAAGCGGUGUCGCGCACGCCCAGCCCGUCCCCGGACACCGAGGUGGCUCCCAGCCUCGUGUUGCCGGCGCCACACCGUGUCAGUCGCUCCCCUAGCAAGCCGAACCUCGACAAGACCAUCGCCAAGUUUGUGCCGGACAUCGAGGAGAUACGAGCCAGUCCCGUCGUGUCCAAGAAGGGCUACCUGCACUUCCUGGAGCCGCAGACCAACUCGUGGCUGAAGCGCUUUGUGGCCGUGCGCCGGCCCUACGCCUACAUCUACAACAGUGACAAGGACCCCGUGGAGAGGGGUGUCCUCAACCUGUCCAACGCGCAGGUGGAGUACAGCGAGGACCAGCAGGCCAUGCUCAAGACGGCGAACACAUUUGCGGUGUGCACGCAGCACCGCGGCCUGCUACUGCAGGCGUGCAACGACAAGGAGAUGCAGGACUGGCUCUACGCCUUCAACCCGCUCCUGGCCGGCACCAUCCGAUCCAAGCAGUCAAGAGGCCAAGGGCUCCAGCUGAGACUCUGAGUUGCGACCGAGCGACGGGAAAAACAAAUGGAGAAAAAACUCAGUCUGCCGACCGCCAGUCCUACCACUCCGCACUAAACUCGGAUCACUUUAUUUUCUAUUUAUUUUGUUCUUUUGCAGCAAAGUCAUUUGCUCGCGGUCAGUGUAUAAAAGCCCACUUGGGAAGUCUGGUCGUUUAUGCAGACUGUGUUUGUAUAUAGCAAAUUGUAAUCGUUUUUAUUUUUCAUGUAUUUAUUUGAUUUAUCCUCCUUUUGGCUGUGGUCCCUUAGCGCCUUCCCCGCUGUGUCCCUUUACCCCGGACUCCCUUUGACCGUGCGCGCUCGGCUGUGGGAUUUGAAACCGGACGCUUUGCUAUUGACCCCGCCGUGUUCUGUUCCGUGCCCCCGUGUCGCCUCCACGCGUGACGUUCUCUCUGCUUGUGGUGUCACACUCUGCCGGAGUGAGCAGCUGUAAGGUAAUACUUGUAACAGGGACUUGGCUGCUCUCCCCCAUCAUGCUUACCGACGUACCUCUCGCAGACUUCUGCACGGAGAGGUUCUCGGGCCGCAGCAAUCGCGAGGUUUCAAUUCUGGCUCCUCGCUCCGAGACUUCAGGCCUGGGCCACGACUUCGUUGCUGCCGCUGAGUUCUGAUGCGUCCAACCAUUCCCCUAAAGUGGAAACCUUCAGAAUUUAUCAAAUCAUGACGUGUGACGUACACCAUUGAUCUGUUGUAGAGAUUCGAGCUUCCUGGAAGGAGCUGAAUCACAUUGAGAUGGGGGGGGAAUGCAGGUAGCCUGAUGGCUUCAUAUUAUUAAAAACGCAAAGUGCGGAUAUCGCACAGCUACGUCUAACGUUCCGCGACCACCACCUGCCUGUUAUCAUUCCUGGAAGCUGAAAUAUACAGUAUCACAGUAUCAUACAUAGUCGACCUGUAUCACUCCGCAAAGUAUUAGACUCAAAUACGGAUAAUAAACAACUUAGCUUUAAAUUGUGCUAUGAAUACAUUUACGGCUUUGUCGGUGAUAUUUUGUAAAGCUGUAUUACCUUCUGAUAAGAUGACACGGUGAUAACAUUUAAAAACCUGCUAUACAGAUUCUGGGGCUCCACAGACAUAUAAUGCAGGUUACCAGGUGCUGCGCCAUUCUCUAGGGAUGGGUCGGGAGGAUCUCCAAUGGCUCUUCAGUUCACCUUAUUCAUCGCAGCCAAACUCUGCACAUUGCAGAAUCUCCGUAGCUAGGUAUAACUGGCUACCAUCAUGCACAUUUUUAUAUUGGUUUAAAUGUUGUGUUUUAUGCUUGUUUAUUGUGUUAAGAAAAUUACUGUACUUAUUCAUAACUGGUAGUUGUGUAUUGAGAUGUUAUUUAUGCAAAGAGGAGAGCUGAUUUAUUGUAGGGGUGGGGCAGGAAGGCAUCUGUGUGAAAUCGUGUAAUUUAUAUCUCAGGCUGGCAAUGGUAAUUGCCUUUCGCUGCCCACUGCACUGGCUUGCUGGUAAAAUGUCACAGGGUUAACACCGGCCUAAAACACAAGUCUGCAUCUUCGCAGCGUAUCGAUGUUGACGCUAUAUCCGAAUAAAUAUGAACGGAGUUGACGGCUGUGCCAUGGCCCUGCGUGUGCUUUAGGCCACAAUACCUCCAGUGCAUGGCACACACACACACGAGUCUCUGCUUGUGUGCAUUGGCUGACAUUAGCCAAGGCGCUUGUCAUCGUGUCUAGGUAUAGGUCAUGUCUUGGGCCAGUCAACCUUUAGUGCAUGACUUUUACGCGUGUUUGUGAAUUUGUUGUUAAAGGGAAACCGAAACCCAUGGAUAAAAGCAACUGCAAUGCAUGUACAGCGUCAUCCGGCUUAGGAAGAACAUGUGCAAGUUAUUGUGGUAAAUGUUGAAGGCACCUGCAGUAAUGUUGGAGUAAACUUGGAAACCUUCGUACACACACGUGCUGCUGCGUUCUAACCCUGCGAUGUGGUAUAACGAAGGGUGUGAUCGCAGCUGAUUUACUCUGCAGGCAAAUCUAUCAGAACUUUCACUUGGCGCCUCAUCGAGCCCCGGAAACAAGCAAAGAGGAGACUCAUCCGGCAGUCUGAUCAUUUCUGUGGAUCGGCAGCGCUCCGAGCGAUGCACUGUUCGAUCUUAGACUCGACGGACCACAACGCGAGUGCAACGUUUCACUUUUACACCCCUCGCCCUUUGGGGUCGGCAGUUUCACUCGAGUCUACCUGUGCUUAAGUCACAACCGGGAAGUUCCGUUUGGGGGGAGGGGGGAUGCCUUAACAGGUGCGAUUGCUGCACAGGGCCCUGCACAUCCACGGCAUCGAGCUGAAGUGCGUCCAAUUGUAAUCAUAUCUGUAUUCACGUGUUUUGAGAAUAUGUAGCACUUUUUACAUUUCAGGUAAGCCCUGAUGUUAUUCCAUUAUUCACGUAACGAUUCGGACAUAUCCACAUUGCGCCAGGUUCACACGCUCUCCGGCUGAACUCGUGUCCUCGUGUGUACAUAAAUGAAUAUCAAGAAUGCCUGUUGUGUGUGGUUGUCGAGCUUUUGGGUGAGGAUGUGCACCGCAGGUGGCUUAGGUCGAGAAGGUGCGCAGCAGCAGCAGCAUUGCUCUGCUGCCUCCGUGCUGCUUGCUCAGAUGUGAAGUGAUGUAGUCGUAUCCAAUGCAGUAGGUAGCCAUUUGGUUAAAACACUCGGCCCCAUUUCCUCCCUCGCCAGAGUGGGGGGGGGGGAUAAUGGAAACCCGUGCAAAGUUGACAGUGGUGUGGCCGUAACUUGGUUUUAUUUUCCGUGUUCUUCCUUUGUUUAAUCUUACGUUAUUUUUAUUUGUGCUUCCAAAAAAAUGCUUAUGCAGCACCACUGAUAUUUAGAUGGAUGUGAACGUCAUUAGGAGUUGGUGGGUGGGUGGUAGCCUGGAGUGGCUCGUGUCCAGCAGUAACCGCAGCAGCAGCAACAGCACCUGUCCUUUCUGCCGCCUCACCUGGUGUCUGUAUAGCCAGUCCGUGUGUUGUACGCUGUCUUGUAGUGACGGAUACUGACCUUGUCACAUGACCUUGUUACCAAACUUAAAAAAAGUCAUGUGCUGGAAAUGAUCAGCGAGAAAAUAAACCUUGUGGUUCUUGUGUAAUGCAGAA